Messenger RNA from Suncus etruscus (white-toothed pygmy shrew), 2437 nucleotides. It is a transcript of the gene XRCC5, whose product is annotated as X-ray repair cross complementing 5. Bases 7 to 2208 code for a protein of 733 amino acids. Gene Ontology annotation, molecular function: telomeric repeat DNA binding; double-stranded DNA binding; damaged DNA binding. Gene Ontology annotation, biological process: double-strand break repair via nonhomologous end joining; cellular response to X-ray; telomere maintenance. The record is from RefSeq and is a predicted model, not a curated record. The transcript has 21 exons. Gene Ontology annotation, cellular component: Ku70:Ku80 complex; nucleus. NCBI's taxonomy places the organism in Eukaryota, Metazoa, Chordata, Mammalia, Eulipotyphla, Soricidae.
AGCAACAUGGCGCGCUCUGGGAAUAAGGCAGCUGUUGUGCUGUGUGUGGAUGUGAGCUCUACCAUGAAUGAUUCCUUUGUUGGUGAAGAAUCCUCAUUUGAACUAGCAAAGAAAUUGAUAACCAUGUUUGUGCAGCGACAGGUAUUUGCAGAGAGCAAGGAUGAAGUUGCAGUCGUUCUUUUUGGUACCGAUGACACUAAAAAUGUCCUUGCUAGAGAAGACCAGUAUCAGAACAUCACAGUGCACAGACAUCUGAUGCUACCAGAUUUUGACUUGCUGGAGGACAUUGAAAACAAAAUCCAGCCAGGUUCUCAACAUGCUGACUUUGUCGACGCGCUCAUCGUGUGCAUGGAUUUGAUUCAGCACGAAACAGUAGGAAAGAAAUUUGAGAAGAGGCAUAUUGAAGUCUUCACUGAUCUCAACAGCCCAUUUAGCCAAGACCAACUGGAGAUUGUGAUCAACAACUUGAGGAAAUCUGGCAUCUCCCUGCAGUUCUUCCUUCCCUUCCCUGUUGGCAAGGAAGAUGGAACUGGGGACAGAGGAGAUGGCAGCGCACCCUCAGCCCAUCAUAGAGCCCCAUUUCCUCUAAAAGGAAUCACCGAGCAGCAGAAAGAAGGUAUCCGGAUAGUGAAAAAAGUAAUGAUGUCUUUAGAAGGUGAAGAUGGGCUGGAUGAAAUUUAUUCUUUUAGUGAAAGUCUGAGACAGCUGUGUGUCUUUAAGAAAAUUGAGAGGCGCCCCAUGCCCUGGCCCUGUCAACUAACCAUUGGCUCCACGUUAUCCAUAAAGAUUGUGGCUUAUAAAUCGAUUAUACAGGAGAGAGUUAAAAAGUCUUGGACAGCUGUGGAUGCAAGAACUCUGAAGAAAGAAGAUAUACAAAAGGAAACAGUUUAUUGCUUGAAUGAUGAUGAUGAAACAGAAAUUAUGAAAGAAGAUAUUAUUCAAGGGUUCCGCUAUGGGAGUGAUAUUAUUCCUUUCUCUAAAGUGGAUGAAGAGCAAAUGAAAUAUAAAUCAGAAGGGAAGUGUUUCUCUGUUUUGGGAUUUUGCAGAUCUUCUCAGGUCCAUAGGAAGUAUUUUAUGGGCAAUCAAGUUCUAAAGGUCUUUGCAGCAAAAGAUGAUGAGGCUGCAGCAGUUGCUCUCUCCUCCCUUAUCCAUGCCCUGGAUGAAUUAGACAUGGUGGCCAUUGUGAGAUAUGCUUAUGACAAGAGAUCAAAUCCUCAAGUUGGUACAGCUUUUCCUUACAUCAAGGAUGCCUAUGAGUGUUUAGUGUAUGUGCAGCUGCCUUUCAUGGAAGACUUGCGGCAAUAUAUGUUUUCAUCCUUGAAAAAUAAUAAGAAGUACACUCCCACAGAAGCACAGUUGAAUGCUGUUGAUGAUUUGAUUGACUCUAUGAGCUUGGUAAAGAAAGAUGAAGAGGAGGAUACUAUUGAAGACUUAUUUCCCACUAGCAAAAUCCCCAAUCCUCAAUUUCAGAGGUUAUUUCAGUGUCUGCUGCACAAAGCUUUACAUCCUCAGGACCCACUACCACCAAUUCAGCCACAUAUUUUGGAUAUGCUGAAUUCUCCAGUGGAAGUAAUGGCCAAGUGUGAGAUUUCUCUGUCUAAAGUAAAGGCUCUUUUCCCUCUGACUGAAGCCAUCAAAAGAAAGGAGCAAAUAACUGCUCAGGAUAUUUUCCAAGACAGCCAUGAAGAAGGACCCACAUCUAAAAAACUUAAGACUGAAGAACCAGAGGUCCCUUUCAGUGUCCAUGGUCUUGCAGAAGGCACAGUCAUCCGUGUUGGAAGUGUGAAUCCUGUUGAAGAUUUCCAUGUGCUCCUGAGGCAGAAGAAUGCCAGCUUUGGGGAAGUGAGCCAACAGCUGAUAAAUCAUAUUGAGCAGUUUGUGGAAACUAACGAGACACCAUAUUUUAUGAAGAGCAUAGAUUGCAUCAAAGCUUUCCGGAAAGAAGCCAUUCAGUUUUCAGAGGAGCAGCGCUUUAAUGAUUUCUUAAAAUCCCUUCGAGAAACAGUGGAAAUCAAACAAUUAAAUCAUUUCUGGGAAAUUCUCAUUCAAGAUGGAAUUUCUCUUAUCACCAAAGAUGAAGCCUCUGGAAGCUCUGUCACAGCUGAGGAAGCCAAAAAGUUUCUGGCCCCCAAAGAAAAUCCAAAGGAAAACAAAGUGGCCAUGUUGGAGGAAGGUGGUGAUGUGGAUGAUUUACUGGACAUGAUAUAGAUCGUGGAUAUAUGACUCUGAGAAUCACCUCACUUUUAUGCUGGGACUUUUGCACAAAGCAGUCCUUUAGAAGCCAUUCACAAAGAACUGGAAAUUCUGGAACUCAUCCCUACAAGUUAUUUGGGCAUGCAUCUCAUAAUUUUUGUUGAAUAAUUGAAUUACUUAAUUACAUGUAUUUUUAAAACUGAUGUAUAAUUUAGACUACAGUUUAUAAACAGUUGUUGUUACU